AGCAAACCAUCGCUUUCUGUUCUCCACUUUUCCCGUUGACUGCUAUGUGCUAUCGUAUCCUCACACCAACGGGGGGAACAAAUGGUCAUUGAACCGUGCUGUUGUGCAUUUAGUGUCAGUGUGCUGGUUUCAUGGCUGCAUGGCUGAGCUCCAGUCUGUGCACAUUGAUGGAGCAAAUCAAGCCUCGCUGUCGGCUUGUUUUGGGAGCUCUGCGUCGGCUUGGCUAAUUGAGCAAAAAAAAAAAAAAGGGGAGGGGGGGGCUGUUAUUAUUAUUAUUAUUUUUCCUGCUGUAAAUAGCUCAGAUGGAGGGAAAGCCCAUUCAGUCACUGGCUGUAUGACAAGUGUGUAAUGUAGCCAGGGCUCUUCAGUCUGCUCGCGUUGGUUCAAGGUAGCUGUAAAUGUGUGUGUGUGUGUGUGUGUGUGUGUGUGUGUGUGUGUGUGUGUGUGUGUGUGUGUGUGUGUGUGUGUGGACUCCAGUCAGAUGUGGAGGCCCAGGUUAGAGCACACACAUAAUGCGGCGGUGUUGAUCUGAAAGCUGUUUGUAAAGCUUGUGUGAGGGUGACAAGGAGCACAAAACACAGCAGAAAUCACAGGGCGAGCACUGAUGCAGAUGUGAGCACCAAAAAAACAAACAAACAAACAAACAGGAGAUGUUGUCUGGUUAGUGUUCAGUGCAACAUUUCGUCACAGAUGUGUGAGAUUGUCUAGAUAAUCCAGCAUGUUUUUCAUUCCUCAUCUGAAGCCAGCAUGUACUGACUAGUUUGUGGUUUGCAGUAAUAACUUUACAGGAAACUUACUGUAUUUUUUAAUAUAUUGGGCAUAUUAUUCUUGUAAUAAUUUGUAGUGUGGAGUCUCCGCUCACUUGCUUUUUCAGACUAUUUAACUUGGGAUGCACCGAUACAACUUUAUCUCUCCAGAUACCAAAGCUGAGACCUCGAUUCAGUGUAUCUACCAGUGCCGAGGCAAUACAGGGGGGAGAACAUCCGGCUUCUCUUGAAGAUGUCAGUCCAACAAACUAACUGGCUUGUGACCACGAUGCCCAGUAGAAGAUCCUGGGAUUGAGACGUGAAUCCCUUUACACUGAUGGCCUGGACUGAGUUUCAGCUGGCCUGCUGAAGCUAUGGGGAGCUGUUGGAGCUGUCUGUACAGAGACCCCAUCCGAGACAACCAUCUCACCAAAUUUAAGGUCAUCAAUGUGGACGAUGAGGGCAACGAGCUGGGCUCUGGGAUCAUGGAGCUCACCCAGACCGAACUCAUUCUUCACACACGCAAGAGAGACGCCAUCCGGUGGCCGUAUCUCUGCCUGCGACGUUACGGCUACGACUCCAACCUGUUUUCUUUCGAGAGCGGUCGCCGCUGUCAGACUGGGCAGGGAAUCUUUGCAUUCAAGUGUUCCCGGGCAGAGGAGAUCUUCAAUCUGCUCCAGGAGCUGAUGCAAUGUAACAGCAUCAACGUGGUGGAAGAGUCGAUGAUGAUGACUCGCAGUGGUCACACGCCAGAGAUGGAAAUGUCUCGCACACCGCAGACUCCCAACACUCCAGCGUUCCCUGUCCAGGCUUUUCCCAAUGGAUACCCUGGUUAUCCAAUCAGAGGUGAUUCCUCCCAACCCUCUCUUGCUGAUGAUCAUGGACAUAGCCUCAUGGGUUUGGAAGACCAGACCCACACCUAUGUAAAUACUGUUAGUAUGGAGGGGGAUCUCUCUAUGCGUCACUGUGUGCACUCCCUACCUGAGGUGCGGCCCAGCACUUUCCCUGAAACAACACGGGGAGCCAUGCCCAUCGGGGGCCAAGGAAACGCACAGUCCAACCUGCGGUGCUGUCCCCUGGAGGAGCAUAAAGAUCCUCAGGUGUUCUUACAGCCGUCCUCGCAGGAGGUCAAAUUCAUGCUGGGCCCCACUCCAGCACAGCGCCAUCUCAUGGAGAGGGAGAGAGAGAGGGAAAGGCAUGGGCACAAUCCUCACAGCCUUCAGCCAGUAGAGGGUGCAACAGGCUCAGAGACGGAAGGAGACGAGCCCUCUAUGCACAUGUGCAACUCUCACUCCUAUCAUCAUUUCCAUCACCACGCACACCGGCACCCAGGCCAUGAGCAUCCGGACGGCUGCCAGAGCGGCGAGCUCACCUACGAGAACAUCAACGGCCUGAGGAGCGGCAGGAAGCAGCGACUGAGUCCCAGCAGCGUGUCGCAGUCUGUGGGGUCGAGCAGCAGCAGCAGCACUGGGGACAGUCACUCCCACUCUCUCCUUCACCCACACGCUCAUGGCCCGUCGUCUCUACCUCCGCAGGGCUACGCUUGCGAGAGGGGCAUGGGUGGAGGUCACCGUCGGACAGCUUUGCUCAACUACGAGAACCUGCCGUCUCUGCCCCCCGUGUGGGAGUACAGCGCUCUGCAGCGGGACGACGAGCAGGAAGAGGAAGAUGAUGAGCAGGAUGAGGAUGAAUAUGAAGAAGAGGAGGAAGAUUUUGAUGAGUAUGAGUUCUCAGAAGGCCCUGGGACACCCAAUGGGUACCACCAGGAUGGUCGGGGCAUCCACAGAGAUGCCCUGCAGAACUAUGUCAACACAGAGCAGGUCCAGCCACCCCGGCUCCGACACACCUGCCCCCCACACCCGCGGCCAUGUCAGCCAGACAGAGGGGGGCGAAUAUUUAGCUUUGAUUUCCGCAGACGAUCGAGGUCAGGGGUUGGAGGCUGUGAGCACGGCCACAUGCCUCCAUCACGGCAGCUGAACUACAUCCAGGUGGACCUAGAGGGAGAACCUCCCUGCCAAGCCCUCAGCGGCGGGGGUGCCCAGACCCAGCCACAGCACCAGCGCCUACCACCCAAAAAAUGUGGCCAGCAGGCACCCCGGCGCAGUGAAUGCUACGCAGUUAUUGACCUAAAGAAGACCGCUGCCAUGUCCAACCUGCAGAAAGCUCUGCCCAGGGAUGAUGGGACUUCCAGAAAGACUCGCCACAACAGCACAGACCUGCCUCUGUAAACGGUGUUCAAACUGAAGAGGAAAGAUGAAGACAGAUGAAGGCUUAUCCUCAUCUUAGCACACUGGACCCUUCACUGUCAUCCAUCCAUUCAACUGUCGGGCUGACUAAUACAGUACAGGUACCUAAUUAGAAACUUACUGAAACCUAUCUGUGCAUAUAAAAGGAAAAUCUCUGAGGAGAAUUUGCCAUUUUAUUCUGUGUUAUUUAUUAGAUAUGUGGUGUGAAGCUCUCUCAAGAAUCCUGCAGUUUCAACUGCAAAUACUGUUUGCUGGAUAUAUGGAUAUAUUUAUAAGCAUAAAAUCAUGUACAUAUGAUUUUAUGCUUAGCUUAGAGCAGAGACCUCUGUUUUCAGUGGAAGCAGUCAUUGCCAUACUGUAUUAGAAAAAUUUGAUUCUUAAACCCAUCUCCACUCACAAAUCGUAUUGUUGCCAUCAUUUACUUACCUACAUCCAUGUGCUGUUUUUUUUUUUUUUUUUUUUUUUUCCUUUUUUUUUUAUAUUCAAUCACUACGAGAAUCAAGAACCCUCGUUACAGAAGGUGUAGAGAGUAGUUGUUGGCAUGAAAGAUGGUUAAUGGUUCCUUUAAGAUACUGGCCAAUGUUCAUACCUCAUCACAAGCACCGAAGUCUAAUAUCAUGGCUGGUAGAAGAGACUAUUAUUGUUAAUAUAUGCCUAUGGAGCAUUUUGCACACAAUCCUAUGGAAUUGUAUUUAUCAUGUUUUAGAAAUGGUUUCGUCCAAUCUGAGUUUUCACAUUGACAGAAAAAUGAGAUAUUUUGAGAAUUAGACUAAACCGAAGGGGAAAGUAGCACACAUGGAUUAAAUGAGCUUCGGCUCCCUCUUAUCCACAUGCAGCAAUUUGAAAAAAAAAAAAAAAAAAAAAGAAAAAGUAGCAUAUCAUUCUCGAUCACGCCUCCUGUUUUAUCAUCCCAGACCUGCAGGAGGUGUACACGGUUUACGCUUGUCACGUUGCACUUUUGAUCCCGGGCCUCUGAAACACCCUCUACUCCUACUCCACUGGAGCCACAAGGUUCGACCGUGUUGUUUUAACCCAAAGCAGGGGGCCAAAUAUUUCACGGACAUUCUUAGUCUGCAUAGUAAAUAAGAUUUAUUUAAAUGUUUUGACGGAGACAUCGAUAACCUCAAAAAGUGGCAUUAAGCUAUAACCUCACAUGAAGUGUGCUGAUUCUAUAAUUUGUCAGGUGUGAAUGGGUCUGUUUUUAAAGGGUAAUCAAGUAUGUCGCAAAGUCGUGCAGUGAAGAUUUUUGUGAGGCUAUUUAUCAACCUUUUUAGUUAGAUAUUUAUUUAUUUGUUUAUUUAUUUGUUCAUUCUUUUUUUUUUUGUAAUCAUUUUGUUUUCCAUGUGAUGACCUGCAUUUUGUAAUCCAGUUGGUAAUAUGGAGACCAAAGUUUCACCUCAAAUUAUCACUGGAUAUACUUGGUGUAUUACUGUUAUAACUGUGCUUAAUUAUAUUUAAAGAAAAAAAGAAAGACUGUAUUUAUAUUUUAAGUGCCAAAACUUAAUUGCAAACUGUACAAUGAAUAAAAUCAAAUGUGCCAUUAGGAUUUGUAGGAAACAAAUACGACAGAAAGGCAUCAGGUCAUAACACAGCGAAGGCGGCGGUCGGGAGACAAACUUUAAAAAAGAAGUAGAAAUUAAAAUGACAAAAAAAACAAAAAAACACUGCACAUUCCACCUCAUCCACAUUGACAGCCAUUUUGAGGGAGAUAUGAGAAUGGUAAUCUUGUAGUCUGAUAAUCACAGUUAGGGUGGUUUUAUGCUGCUACAUGUACAUACUAACAGUAGCCCAUGUAAGCGACAGGUACUUGUCAAAAAUGAAAAAUGAUGUGUUCAAACCUAUGCGAUGUCAGAUCUUUUAUCAUUGUUAGCUAAUAGAAGUAGCAUUGUUGUGUUCUUCUGAGAUUAUUUCUGAGCAGUAGAAAUGUAACGUGACAUUUCAGAGAUUGUUUCAUUUGGCCAAUAUUUCCUUUCAUCAAGAUUGUUUUCCUGACAAACUGGCUGUCUAGUAGGAGAGGUAACGCAAGCACAGGCCCACUGAUGCUGUCAUCCUUUAUUUGAACAUUUCAGCUGACAGAGGAAGGCUAGAUGUAUUAGAUUUACACAUGUAUAGGCCUUCAAAUGCAGAUGUAUUAUGGCAUUUAGCUGAAGUUGGUCUUUUUUUUUUCUAAAUGAGAAUUAGAGAUGAAUAUGAGACACAAAUACAACUUCUCAACCUUUACAUAAGGUGGGUUUUUUUUGGCUUCUGUGUCACAUGAGUCAAAGUGCAAAGAGCGGAUUAGCUAAAGUGCAAAGAAAAGAUGAUUUCUUCAAAUUCGGUUGUGCAACUGCAAUGGGUGCUUCUGAUUUGUGCUCAGAUUAUACGUCACAUAACAAUGCUCCAACAAGCCCUGCCCACAAAACAGCACAGACAGAAAUCUCUCAUGUGAGUGCUUUAAGGGCUUUCUUGGCCUUAAAUAAUCUGUAAUAGUCUCAGAAAAUAAUGAAAAAAGCCCAUCGCAUUUUCCCACACAGCCCAUGAUGGCGUCUCAAAUAUCUCAAAUGUAUUCAACAUACAUUGAAAUACAACAGAGAAGAGCUGCAAAUCCUCACAUUUGAGAAGCUGGAAUCAGUGAAUAUUUGGAAUAUUUUUGCUUGAUAGAUGACUCAAAUUGUUGGUGAUUAAUUUUCUUUAGAUCAUCAAUGAACUAGUCAUUACAGCACUGGAUGUCUGCCAAAGUCAAAUAAUCUAUUACCAAUCUAUUAUUUUUAGAUAUGGGAUAAGAAGGCGUUUGUAUUGAAAUUUUUUGGUUUUUCCGAUUAUUUAAAUUUAAAAAAUGUCAUAGAACAGUGAAAUUUAAUUAAUUCAACCCAAAGUGACAUCCGCAAAACCCAAAUUUAUUCAGUUUACAAUGAUAUAAAGCAGAGAAAAGCAGCAAAUCCAAGAAUAAAUGACUUAAACAACUAUUUUUCAAAAUGUAAUCAAUUAAUCGACUCAAUGUUUCAACGCCGCAGGUUUGAUACACUGAUGUGAAAUUGGCACAAAUGUUCUUGGUCUUGUUUCAGAUGUACAUUCCCAACACAGAAGCCUUAAAAAAAAAAAAAAGUUGCAAGUCUGUCUUUUUGCUUCAUAAUCAUACUUUGAUAUACUUUUUUUUGUUUGUUUGUUUGUUUUUUUUUAAAAAGUUACUUCUCUAACAAAAAGGCCAACUUAAAGCUUGUCCUGAUACUGGCAUUUUUGACUGUACUUGCAGAGAUAUUGUCAUGAUCCACUGGAAGGAUGUUUACAUUUUUGCAAUAAUAGGUGAAUUAUUGUUUUGUCAAACUAAAUCAGACCAAUGUGUGAAGUGUGAAAUUUUAAAUAGUAGUCUUUAGAGCUGUGGGCUUGAUGUAUUUAAUCGCCUGUUCUUCUGUGAAUCAGCAGUCUUAUUAUUUCAGGAACGAUGUUUUACUUUUCAACCUUCAUAGUGCAAUUUUAGCUAUGAAAGUAAAAAAAAAAAAAAAAGUUUUAAAAAAAUGCCUGUUUUCUUGAUUGUCAGACACUGCGUGUUUGCUUAAACUCACAUUAACAGUGCCAUACAGUAGGUGACCAUUGCCAGUACCUAAAUUACAUUUUAUUCAAUGUAUUAAACUUUUCAAUGUUUCAUACAGAAAUCAGCAAGAGGUUCAUCUAAUAUCUCAGAAUAAUGUUACCUGUGGUUUUAUGGUCAUUUAAAAAAAAAAAUACCCAUGUUGAAAUGUGUUAACUAUCUUUGUUAUAACGCAGUAACCUCACCACCACCCAAACCAGUUAGCAGUGAUUACAGCAACGUUACCACAUCUCCUGUGUUUACUGAUUAAUAAUCAAAAUAAGUAGAUAUGUUAAAUAAUUGUUUUGUUUUCUUCAGAUCAUUCAGCACACAUGCGAACUCACUGCACUUGAGUUCAAAAGCAGUGCAGCGCCCAUCUCAUUACUUUUUGUGAUUGGCUCGGUGUAGAUGCUAUCUCAAGCAUUUCAUUCUCAGUGUUUAUGCCGGAGGCAUAAUUCACACAGGUGUCUGUGAAAUCGUUAAGUGCUGCUCAUGGGUGUGAUUGGUUCUGCUGGUGUAAUCUGCAGGGCAAGGAGACACACGUCGAGAUAACAACUCCCAUCAUUAAGUUCCCCAAACUGAAUUUAUUGAAUUGGUUGUUAAAUAAAAAGGGCUUGCUCAGUGUUUACUGUACCAACAUGAAAGCGUACAUCGAAGUCCAUUCAAAUAAAUUUCUCACUGUGCCUUUCAUAUUCAAGCUGGACAAAUGUUUUCACUGCUGUUAAUGAGGGCGGCUUGUUGUUUAAAAAAAAAAAAAAAAAAAAAAAAAUACCGCCUGGUUGAAAGUUGAAGACUGAUGAAGUUGAAAGAAGCUUUAGUGAAAGUAGUUUUCAUACUUCAAGUCGUAUUUCAUACUUGAAGCUGUAUUGUGCCAACUCCUGAUUGUUUUACACCAUCACCAUACUGUAUUUAAAGAUGAUGUCGGUGAAAGGACUAGUUUGACAUUUUGAGAUAAAUGCGUUUUCUUGCCUAGAGUGACAUGAGAAGAUUGAUGAAAGAAGAUUGAAAAUGUCGACUUUUUCCUUUAAGCUGUACAACUCAACCUAGAACGAAUCCGUUGUCAGUCAUCAUUAGUUGAGAUUACAUGAGACAGAAGAUAAUCGUAAUAAUCUGUUCAGUAGUUAAGGAGAUGCAGUGAAAUAGUCAAACUCAAUGUGACUGAGAAGGUAUUAAAUCAUGACUUGUAUGUUCUGUAGCAUAUAAUGUUAAUUACGUGUGUUUGUCAUUAUAAUGUCAUGUGACUAUGGUGCACUCCACGACUAUCUGAUUUCUCAUCAGCUGCAUUUUUGCUCUCAUAGUUCUGACGAAUGUAGAAAUAAAAUUCCUUUGUGAUUUCUUUCAGUGUUUGUGUACUUUUCCAAUUUACAACUUUUCAAAGUGCUACAAAGAUCAAUACGCAGUACAUGUAAGUCAGUUUGCAAGAAUACAGUGAGAACAGAAGGGAAGGCCAGCAACAUGGUUUGCACCAUAGAUUUACACAUCAUCUUCAUCAGUGGUAUUCAUCAUCAUCACUUCAGUGACUCUGUAUCAUCUUCAAAAUAUCACCCACUGAAGAUAAUCUCAAUGACAUAUUGUUCCCAUCCAUGCUACGAGAUAGAUAUCUGUCAAAAUACUGAAAGUAUCAGAAAACUGUAAUAUCUCUUAUUAUUAUUGUGUAUUUUUUUAUCUGGGUUGUUUUUGUCUGGUACGAGGGUGUAAUCGCCACCAGAGGGUGAUAUACAUGUACGGGUCUGAGCUGUACAUUUUUGUGACAGAUUUGUGUAUUUACAUAAAGGUUGCAUUGGCCUAACUUUGUAACUAUUAUAUCAAUUUAUGAAAUGAAUGAGUGCCAAAUAUGCUCAAGCAUGACAAAAUCCGGGACCUACGAGGAACUGCAGGUACUCUCUGACUCAUCAAGUGAGACUCGAGUGUCUCACUGCUGUUGUAGACUCUACUUGAGAUACGAAUGCGCAGCUUGAAGGUUCAACCAUGCUAAAUAUUUUUGCUGAAAGAGGGAAAUCUUCUUUAUGUUUUGUCUCAGUUUGAAAUUUGAAAAAAAAAAAAAAAGUUUCUUCAAAAUAUUUGUUGUAUGUUUCUGUGUCCAUCCAUGGCUUAUAAAUGAGUAUGCAGUGAUGGUCUUAUCAUGCUGCCAUUAGAAGUGAAUAUAAAAAGCUGAUUUGCUUCAUUUGUUGGACUGUCAAAAACAAACAUUUGGGUCAUUUCCAUUUUUAAAUCAUUCCACACAGAGAUGAGUUGUAUGUUAUCUGCACUCCUCUUCAUCCCACCCUGUCCCAAAAACAAAGUGAGCCUGACAUUUGGUGAAUUUUAUCAAUUAUAAGUGUGGAUUUGUCCAAAAUGUAAAAGUAAAUGUAAUUCCAAUAUUAAAAUGAAGCUAUGAAAAUAUCUUA
Thunnus maccoyii (southern bluefin tuna) is the source of this 8926-nucleotide messenger RNA. RefSeq names its product fibroblast growth factor receptor substrate 3 (gene frs3). Gene Ontology annotation, cellular component: cytoplasm. Bases 1121 to 2974 code for a protein of 617 amino acids. The record is from RefSeq and is a predicted model, not a curated record. Gene Ontology annotation, biological process: cell surface receptor protein tyrosine kinase signaling pathway. The transcript is spliced from 7 exons. NCBI's taxonomy places the organism in Eukaryota, Metazoa, Chordata, Actinopteri, Scombriformes, Scombridae.